AUGUCCGAGUCGAUUUUUGGCUCUCCAUCUCACCUUUUGACUGCCGAGUUUGCACCUGAGUCAGCGCAAACUGGCAAUGGGAUCCGUAUGCCAGCCCCUGUUCACCAACCGCCACCUAGUUUUACAGAUCUCCAAUUCGGUACCAUCGGAAAACCGCCUGAUUUACUCAGUCGCAUUUCUGCGCCAGAUCCAGGCCAAAUGUCCUUUCGUUCUCCCUCACCGGCAACGUUCAACCAUCUUCCACCCCCAAUAAAUCGCAACCCUCACGUUCCUGCAAACCCUGAUUUAAUUCCUCCAAUCAAGGUUCUCCCGACUCCUUCCGAGUCAAACAUGUUGCAAAUGCAAGCCCCAGCAAAUUCUGCCGUCAACAAAGUCAGAGAGGCAUUAACACCUGAACUCGUCUAUCCCGCCUCAUUUCUUGUAACUCCGACCGCUGAACAAUCCAAUGGUGGCAUUUCGUCAUCGUCUGAUCCGUCUGGGUCCCCGAAACCACAUUCUUCCACAGGAUUCUUUCCUCAACCAACCCAGAGUUCACCCUCGUCGAUGCCAUCAGCAUCUCUUCUUCCGAAUUCUAAAACGACUGGGACCAACUCAAGCCAAGUUCCAGACGUUGCGCAGCCUGAACCAUCUCAAGGGCAGGUUGCACAAGACUCAUUGUCCGCUUUAUAUGUCAGGCUUCUAGAAAAGAGCAAAGCUUUAUCCGUUGCCCCUCCUACAUCGCUUCUCGGGACCCCAUCCCCAUUUGCACCGCCUUCGAAUAUACCCGAGUUAGCUGCCGGCCUUCACAAUGAAACGAAUGCGGAGGAGCUUGGUGCCAUUGUUCUUCGACACCCGUAUCCUCAGAGCAGUUUCACUUCAAACGGUCCCCUGGAUCAAGAAAUGUUACCAGCUGAUGAUGGUAAUGCCCUUGCUCUGACGAGUUUGCAAUCUUCGAAUAUGUUGACCUCGCAGAACACCGGCAUUGAGUCGUUUGUCGAAGCCACGAAGAAGUUCCUAUCCGUCGCCGAGGGUGCUGUCAAACAACAGCUUGAUACGAACCAAGCAUUUGAGGCAGAGCACAUUGACUUCGAUACAUGCCGAAAGGCGUUCAAGGAGCACAUGCUCGUGAAGGAAGUGGAAUACAAUUCUUGGAUACAAAUGUUGCGGAAGCAGCGGGAGGAGUUGCGCACCAGGGAGGAGAGACUCGUGUUGGAGGACGAGUCAAAACGGACAGCCAUGCAGGAAGAGAUUGCUGAAACAAUGAAGCUUCUCGAAGAAGUAAAGGCUGAGAAGACACAGUGGGAGGCAGAGAAAAAGUGUGCCGAGAGAGAAAGGACUCUGGCUCAAAACAACGCAGCGCCACUCCAGCUUUCCGCUGAUAUCGAGCCUCGUGUCAAGAAGGAGGAUGGUAUGACUGAAGAAGAGGUUAAGGCGGUCGAUGACCACAACAACUCUUUGGUUUACCAACACAAGUUGACUGAGAAUCUGAAAAAGCAAAUCGUCUGGACUCGUCAAUCUUCCGAUACGCUCCAGCAUAUGAAGGAGACACGUUUGCAGGCCGCUGAAGCAGAGCGUCGGCGGGUCGAAGAGGAAGCAGAGAAGCAGAGGGUCCAGGCCGAAGAGGCUGCAAAACGGGCUGAUGAAGAACAAAAACUGUGA
Molecule: messenger RNA, 1638 nt
Organism: Suillus subalutaceus
Lineage: Eukaryota; Fungi; Basidiomycota; Agaricomycetes; Boletales; Suillaceae
Exons: 3
Coding region: 1-1638 (545 amino acids)
Source: RefSeq, a predicted model, not a curated record